CAACGGAUGUAUCUGUUAUCAAAUUUAAUUAUCCGAUCCUUCCCUAACACAUUACGAGCAAUUAAUCUGAUGAAAAUGUUUCAAUGUAACUCUUUGCGAGAAUAAAUAUUCAAUCUGAGUGUUCCCAUGCUCAGAACGUGCCUGUUCGAUCUCCUUGUUGAUAUUUCCCUCCAGUUCUGUAGACGAAUAGCAUUCCAAAACGUCUAGAAGGAGGUGAGAGGCAGAACAAAUGCUGCAAUAAAUUCCCAUUCCAUGUCAACAGGGAGACUUCCUCGACAGCAUUUUGAGGCGCCUCGUUCUUUUGCACGUCGUAAAAUGUUGACUUCUUUAUAUAUAUAUAUGCGUAUAUAUAACUAUUUUUCCCAGGCAAAGAAUGGCGACCGGCGGUCGCUAUCCAAAGCCAAUAAAAACGACAGCUUUUUGUGAGAUCUAGUUUCAAGUUGUGUUUUUUCACAUCAUAGCCCCUUUUGGAUUGUUCUGGUUUUUAGGCAGUAACGAUCCCUGGAUCGGGUAUUCUCGAUAGUAUAAAUAGUGGUUGGAGAUCUCGGCGGGAUUAAAAGUGGCGCAACCAAAUUUAAUUCUGAAGAAUCAAACCUCCUUCCGGCAGUUGUAGAUUUAGAAAGACAUCUAUCUCCCUUGUAGUUCUUGAGUGAUUUGGCGAAUCCGCUAUCUUCAUUCUGGUAUCGUUUCUACGAACAAAACUGUAAGUAAAACCAGAAAUAAAUCCAUACCGGCAUCAGAAUUAUUGCUCGUUAUUGUUUUAAAACCUAAAAAUAGUUUUUUAUUGUGAAAAUCAAUUGCAUCAAACAGCAUGUAAGAACUUCGUUCCGAAUAACAGAACUGAAAUAAUUGAUCCAGUGUAGGCAAAUUGAAAUAAUAUUACAAAAAAUAUUAUUGUCAACUGACAGAUUUGUAAGAAAUGGAUUAUCGAAUGCCAUGGGUAGAAUUCUAUAAUAGCAGAAAAUUUUUUGAAACGUGUAAUUAUCCGCAUAUUUAUGAUAAAAUGCUUCAAGUUGCAGAACUCUGAUCAACCUUCAUCUGCUUCCUGCAAGUUUUAAUAAAAUUUCCUCUGCAGUUCGCUUGAGUUUUGCCAACAAAAAAAGUCAAGAAAUCAGUUUAAAAAUGAAUAUUAUAUUUUCAAAUAUACACAUUGUUCGUUCGUAAUAUAGAAUAUCUUUUUCGUCUAUGUAAUAAGUCCAAAGAAUUUUCACCAGAUCUCAGUUCCGUGGAAGUCAUGUACAACAAAAUAGUCUAUUUGCUUAUUUUCUGGCUGAUCCGGGGAAUGAAUAUUUACAUAUGUAAUGGUCUUCCACAUGGAAACAUUGACUCUAACAAUAACCACACAGCUGAAGCUUUACAGAGACUCUUACAAGUAUUCGGAUUGGAGAGGCACCAUUCGCAUCCUAGACAUCACCCUCAUCCUCCCCAGUACAUGCUGGAUUUGUACAGGUGGCUUGCUGAAGGAUCAUCAGACGAAUCUCUGCACCUGCAUCACAAUGGCGCGAAUACCGUCAGGAGCUUCUAUAGCAAAGAAUCUUCUGGUGAAAGCAAUCACUAUCAAUUUAACAUAUCAAGUGGAAUACCAGACUAUGAGGAAAUAGUAGAGGCCCAGUUUCAUUUUUUCACCAAUUUUCACACUCACAGAUCUCAUCAAGGCUCUCAUGUAAUACAGAUUCAUUUAUAUGAUGAAUUUCUGAAUUCAAGCUCCACACUCCUGGAAGCGCGAUUGAUUAGCGCGCAUGCGUCAAGCUGGGAAGUAUUCAGAAUUACAUCAAGCGCAAAGAGAUGGAUGCGAAAUCCACAUUUUAAUAAAGGGUUAACCGUUGAAAUAUUAGAUGGGUCAGGUCGAGCAUGGAGAGAAAGAAGAAUACACCGUCUCCAGAAUUACAGGCGACCCAUCCUCAUUAUCUUCAGCCAAGAUACGAGGACUUCAUCCCACCGUAAAGUUACAAAAUCUCACAAUUCUGAAAGUCUUGCUUUUCAAUCUGCAGCAGUAAACCAAAAGAAAAGAAGAGAUUCACCAGAAGAAGGGAGCAUGAGAAGUCCAAGAUCUGCAGUUUCAAGUUAUGGAGAUUGUGCAAGACAUGAACUACGUGUCGACUUUGAAAAACUUGGUUGGUCAACAUGGAUCAUUUCACCUAAAUGGUACGAUGCAUAUGUUUGUGCUGGUGCAUGUGCUUUCCCUCUUGGACAAAACCAACGCCCCUCCAAUCAUGCAACUGUUCAAAGUAUAGUGCACGAAUUAGGUUUAACAGCAGGAGUAGGAGCUCCUUGCUGUGUUCCAACUGAGUUACACUCUGUUAGUUUGCUGUAUUUUGAUGAACACAUGAAUGUUGUACUCAAACAAUAUGAUGACAUGGUAGCUGCUGGAUGUGGUUGUCAAUGAUUUUCAAAAUAAAUUAUUUUUGUACAUUUGGAAUUUUAAAAAAAAAAGAACUUUCAAACAUAGCAUUGUUCAU
Molecule: messenger RNA, 2459 nt
Organism: Argiope bruennichi
Lineage: Eukaryota; Metazoa; Arthropoda; Arachnida; Araneae; Araneidae
Product: bone morphogenetic protein 2-like
Exons: 5
Coding region: 1235-2386 (383 amino acids)
Biological process (GO): SMAD protein signal transduction
Cellular component (GO): extracellular region
Molecular function (GO): cytokine activity; growth factor activity
Source: RefSeq, a predicted model, not a curated record